AUGGAUGGACCGUGGGCCAUCUGUGGUGAUUUCUAUAUAUGCAGAUUUCCGUCUGAAAAAAGGGAUUGUAAUAGGAAUACUUUAGCCAUGAAGGAAUUCUCAGACUUCAUAGAAGACAUGGAACUCAUUGACUUGCAGCUAACUGGUGCCAGCUACACCUGGUUCAAAGGGGAUAAUCAUACAACUGCUUCUAGGAUUGAUAGAAUACUAAUAUCCACAGAAUGGAACAACCUUUUUAGCAACUUAAAACAAACCACCUUCCAAAGAGUGACUUCUGAUCAUGUGCCAAUUGCAUUCCUUUGUGGCCAACGAGAAUGGCCUAAGUCAUACUUUAAGUUCGAAAAUGGGUGGCUGUAUGCAGAAGGAUUUGUUGAUAAAGUGAAGGAAUGGUGGAGUGAUUUUGAGUUUCAUAGGAAAUCAAACUAUGUUUUAGCAUGUAAAUUCAAAGCACUCAAAGGAAAGUUGAAAGAUUGGAGCAGGAUGGAACAGGGGAACUUGAAACUAAAGAAGAACAGUAUUUUGAAUCAGAUGGCUGAGAUAGAGUCCCUUUUGAACAACAGAGCUCUAACUGAAAAGGAAACUGCCAGAAAAGCAACGCUUUUUAUGGAAUACGAAGGUUGUCUAAAGAAUGAAGAGGUGGCUUGGAGACAUUGGACAUUCUGGGAGACUAUUUCUGAGCCAAAUAGAAUCAAGGAAGAGGUCAUAUUCUUCUACAAGAAGCUAUCUAUAGAACUUGAAGAUUGGAGACCUCCUGAGAACAUCAACAACCUACCAACUAUUACAGAAGCUGAAAAGGAGGCCUUGCAAACAGUUUUUGAGGAACAAGAAGUUUUUGAGUGUUUAAAGUUAUGUGCUAUAGACAAAGCACCUGGUCCUGAUGGUUUUACAAUGGGAUUCUAUAUAAAGUGUUAG
Messenger RNA from Capsicum annuum, 912 nucleotides. RefSeq lists its product as uncharacterized. Lineage: Eukaryota; Viridiplantae; Streptophyta; Magnoliopsida; Solanales; Solanaceae. The coding region runs from base 1 to 912 and encodes 303 amino acids. The record is from RefSeq and is a predicted model, not a curated record. The transcript has 2 exons. Gene Ontology annotation, molecular function: catalytic activity.